GUGAUUGAACUCAGAUAGAAUUGUCCGCACAAUCGGUUGGCUAUUUCUAUGGCCAUUCGUUCUCCUGUUCGAGCGCGUUCCCCUGUUCGAACGCAUUCCCGAAACGUUCGCGAGAACAAGACUCCUCACCUCCACAAAGGCAGAUACAGCUGAGGACACGAAGACCCGUAGGCACAAGGUGUACGUAGACGUUCUGGUGCCGGCCUCAAACGAGAAGCGUACCGCCUUCCCGGGCAACCACAGGAAGAAGGUCUGCGGUCGGCAUCGACUAUCCGAAGAUUGAUAGAUCUGAGCAACCUAAGUGCAUGGUCUCGCCAUUACCUGUUCGACAGAAGAUUACGACGAAGCCAGUCUGCGACAGUGGAGCAGGACAGGCGAAUGCAAACAAGUUUUUCAAGGAUACUUCGCCUAUGGGUGGAGCGCACAGUGCUCAAGAUCACCGGACGAGUAAGUCAAGCGGGAGAACAAGCGUGUCGCGCGACUUGGACUUGCAAAAGCCCACUCGAGCAAGCCAAGUCAUCUCCGGCUCCCAACACAGCUUUGCGUCACCCUCUCAAAUCCAGUCGAGAGUCCACAGUUGCAAAGUUGCUUCAUCCAGUGACUGUACGAGAUCGACAUCAACUGUUUGGGAUGCAGGCUUGGAUGCGACCUCCCGGCUCUCUCGACGAGCCCUGGCUGCUUACAUAUUCUCCCUGCCGCUUGACGAGUCCGAUGUAUCUGAUAUCGAGAAGCCCUCUGAUAUCCUCUGCCCGUGUCUUCUUCUUUGUUCCGGGCUAGUCGGUCUCCAGAACGCUUAAAGCCCGGCAUGUCCAGAAUUGAAACGCCUCGGCCACAUGCUCGAUUGUUCGAUAGCACCGCCAACAUAUAUACGCCUG
Molecule: messenger RNA, 875 nt
Organism: Laetiporus sulphureus 93-53
Lineage: Eukaryota; Fungi; Basidiomycota; Agaricomycetes; Polyporales; Laetiporaceae
Exons: 1
Coding region: 306-797 (163 amino acids)
Source: RefSeq, a predicted model, not a curated record